UAUCUGGCCGACGGCUGGGAGAGCUGCAAGCGCUGCAACUCUACGAUGCUGUGUCUGCGUGCUGACUGUGUGUGUGUGUGUGUGUGUGUGUGUGCUCUGCUGCCAUCUGAAUCCUAUAGUGAAAAAUGCAGAGAGGAGCGGAGUCGAUAGCAGCUGAAUGAAUAAUGCAUGGUGCUGGGUUACUAGCACUGCUGUUAGCUUAGCCAGAGCUGGAGGGAACCUGUGGCUUACUCUGUCUCUGACUAUCUGACUGACUGAUAAAAGGAUAACAUGUCCCACUACCAUUUCAUCAAAUGCUGUUGUUUUCAGCUAUGUAACGUGUUUCGUCAGAACAUGGAGAUCGACCAGUGUCUGCUGGAGUCUCUCCCGUUUGGCCAGCGGCAGCGGCUGGUCAGGAGAAUGCGCUGUGACCAAAUAAGGGCGUACUACGAGCGGGAGAACACCCUGCAGAAACCGGGAGGCGGAGUCAAGGUCAAAGCCCCGUCCACCAGCCACAGGAAGAGGCACCGCAUUUGCUUCAGCCUUGAUGAUGUCAUACAGGAUGCCAUCAUACGGCACGAUGACAAAGAAGUGCUGUGUCUGCUGAAGGAGGGAGCUGACCCCAACACUCCUAUCUCCUCUGGUGGUUCUCUUCUACACCUGUGUGCUCGUCAUGACAACGUGUUUGCUGCAGAGGUUUUGAUUGAGCGAGGGCUUAACGUCAACCUGCAGGAUGAGGACCUCUGGACAGCCCUGCACGUGGCAUGUGUGUGUGACCACGCCGACAUGGUGCUGCUGCUAUUGCUGGCUGGGGUGAAUGUCCUACUGCAGGAUGUGAACGGGAACAAUCCACUGGACUACACCACCGAGGGAACUGAGACCAGCUACAUCAUCCGAAAACACCUGGAGGAAAACGUUCCAGGUGUAGAUGUGCCGUCCAUGCACACCAUGCGAACGCAGAGGCCCAGCACCAUGUUGUCUGAUGUUAGACAGCUGGUCUCCAACAGGGGCAGUCUCAACUUACGCAAUGAUGACGGGGUCACUCUGCUCCACAUAGCGUGUGCUAGCGGCUACAGAGAGGUGGUGUCUGUGCUGCUGGAGCACGGGGUGGACCCUCAGCCCUCCGACAACAGCUAUUGGACACCUCUCCACCUGGCUGCCAAAUAUGGACAGACAAGCAUCGUUAGCCAGCUGCUGAAGCACAGAGCAGAUCCAACUCUCCUAAACUGCAACCAAGACAAGCCCUCCGGCAUAGCAGCAUCCGACCCCAUCAUGAACAUGCUGCUGAGAGCAGAGGAAUGCUGGGUAGAGAGACUGAAGGACCCCUCUGUCCCACCGGCCCCUACAGACAAACGCUACGAUGGAGGCGAACACGACCACACCAUCCCCGUCAAGAACCUGACCCCCCUGUCCAUGCCCCUCUCUAAGAGGGACAGUCUGUUGGAGAAGUGUGCCAUGUUCAGGGAGUUGGGAGGGGGGCUGAGCAGAUAUCCUUCACAGGACAACGGUCUAGAUGGACCCACAGGACCCUGCAAACUGGAGCAGGUUAAGCUGAUGCCUCCGGCGCCUAAUGAUGACCUGGCAUCUCUCAGUGAGCUCACAGACAGCAGCCUGCUCUACGAGAUGCAGAAACGCUUUGGCAACGACCAGAUAUAUACCUAUAUCGGACACAUUCUCCUCCUGGUCAAUCCGAACAAAGACCUCCCUAUCUACUCUACACUGGUGAGUCAGUUGUAUCUGAGUUCUUCAGGGCGUUUGUGCUCCUCUCUGCCUCCUCACAUCUUCUCCUCAGCAGAGAGGGCCUACCACAUGAUGCUGCAGGAGCGACGCCCACAAUGCUUCAUCCUCAGUGGGGAGAGUGGUUCUGGGAAGACGGAAGCCUAUAAACACAUAGUGAGACACCUGGCAGUGAGGUCCAACCCCAAAGGCUUCUCUCUUGAGCCCAGGAUGAAGCACGUGAACUGUAUCCUGGAGGCGUUUGGUCAUGCCAGUACUCCUGUGAAUGACAACUCCAGUCGCUUCAUCAAACUCCUCAGCCUGCAGUACUGUGACAAGAGAAGGACACUACUCAGAGCGAGGAUAUACACAUACAUGCUAGAGAAGUCACGGGUGGUCCACCUGCCUAGUCAGCAACACAACUUCAACAUCUUCUACCUGAUGGCUGAAGGCUUGUCGCCUGAGGAGAAGUGUGCCCUGCACCUCAACAACGUCCUAGCUCACAGGUACCUGACUGCAGGUGUUCCAGCAGUAGAUUCCCCUCCUGUGGCCACUGCUUCAACUCAGAGUAGAGACCGUCUCACUGCAAUCAAACAGGCCCUCAGAGCACUGGGCUUCAAUAAACUGGAAGUGGACAGUGUGUUUAUGCUGCUGUCAGCAGUGCUGCAUGUUGGGGACCUGUGCUUCACAGCCCUGACAGACGCUGAGAUAGCCUACCCCUCUGACCUGCAGCUGCUGGAGCGAGUGUCUGGAAUGCUACAGGUGUGUUCUGAUGACCUGAGUACUGCCCUCACCUCUGAUGUGCAGUACUUCAAAGGUGAUGUCAUCACACGCCGCCACACGGUGGAGAUGUCAGAGAACUCCAGAGACCAGCUGGCUAAGGCCGUGUACGGCCGUCUCUUCAGCUUCCUAGUCAACAACAGUAACUACUACCUACAGGGACAGGACCACAGCACGGGAGAUCCAGCGCUUGAGAUUGGAAUCCUGGACAUUUUUGGAUUUGAGGAAUUCCAGAGUAAUGGAUUUGAGCAGCUGUGUGUGAACAUGACCAACGAGCGUGUGAGGCUCUACGUCUCCGAGGUGCUGUUCCAUCAGGAGCAGGCCGAGUGUCUACAAGAGGCCAUCGCCAUGGAGACGCUCCGGUCGCCCAGCAACCAACCUGCUGUUCUAGACUUCUUCCUGAAGCCUCAGGGUCUGCUGUCUGUGAUGGAUGAGGAGAGCCAGUCGCUGAGACCUACAGAACAGACCCUCUACAAGAGACUGCAGUCACACCUCGACAACACACCCACACAUGGUAUCUCUUUGACAACCAAGGACGGCAACGGCAAUCCCCCGCCCAUAGACCAGGGUCCUGCCUUCACUGUGAAACACUACACAGGCCAAAUGGCCUAUGACCUCACAGGAACACUGGUGAAGAACAAGGACUCCCUCCCCCAAAACCUGCUUCUUGUUCUGAAGUCCAGUGAGAGUGUGUUGGUGCAGCAGUUGUUCAAAUCCAAGCUGACCCAGACUGGGUCUCUGGUACCGGGCCAUUCCAGAAUGGCUCUGAGAGGGACCAAAGCAGCCCUGCUCCUUCACAGGAUGUCAUCUCCCUCCAGCCUCUCCCCCGCAGGCCACGAGCCCCGGAGGUACCUGGACCUCACCAAGCUCUUGAAGAAGAAGAAGGGAGCGACCUCUUUCCUGCAGAGGCUGGAGAGGUGUGGUCCAGUUACGGUCGCUGUGCAGCUGAGGAACUCUCUGUCAGAGGUGGUCAGUAAGCUACAGGCGUGCACCCCUCACUUUGUGGAGUGUGUACGUCCCAACAGCAGUGACAUGGCGGACAGCUUUGACAGUUGCCACGUGUCUACCCAGCUGCAGUACGUCGGGGUGCUGGAGAUGGUCCGGAUGAUCCGCUAUGGCUACCCUGUACGCCUGCCCUUCAACAGCUUCCUCACCAGGUACAGAGACCUAGUGGACACCACUCUAGCUGACAAGAAGAAGCUUUCAUCAGAGGAGAAAUGUUGCUUUGUUCUGCAGCAGUGCAAACUCCAAGGAUGGCAGAUGAGCAGCAGUAAGGUAUUUCUGAGGUACUGGCAAGCUGACCAGCUCAAUGACCGCUGCCACCAACUACACAGGAAGAUCAUCAUCUGCCAGAAAGUGAUACGUGGCUGGCUGGCUAGGCAGCGUGUGUGCCAUAGACUGUCGUCCCAGCCGACUGAGGACUGCAGUAUCCAGAGGUUCCUCCAGGGAGCAGAAGACCAGGGCCUGUGCACCUACGACCACCUGGUCAUCCAGAACGCCUCUGACAUCGCCCGCGAGAGCAACCACCAGUGCUGCCAUGGCAACGGGUCACACAGCAACAGUCCGCCCCUCGGUGAGAGGCCCGAGCCAGUUGGCGAAGAGGAGGACACCCCCAAAAGGGUUGUGGAGAAGAGGAGAAACCAAGAUGGUUCUGUCAAUGGGGGGAGCCGGAAUAUCCGCCACUUCCGCUCCAGCUCAGUGCCCAUCCCCCUGGCUAUAGAGAACUUGGUACAUUCCAGCCAUGGCCCAUCCAUCAGACCGGGCCUUCAACAGGCGGCCCAUACCACUGAGGAUGGGGGAGGCCUGGCAUCACCACGGAAACAGCCUCCCCCUAAACCCAAGCGGGACCCCAGCACUCGUCUGAGUGCUUCCUACGAGGCGGUCAGUGCCGGACUGACCCUGGGACCCCCGAGAGAGAGCCCCACUCCUGAGGGCUAUGGGUCCCCUGCAGGGAGCCCCCCCAAAACACAGCUGUCACCUACGGAUGCUCUGUCCAAGCCGCGACCCCACAGUGAUGACUACACAACCAUGAGGAAGGUGCCUCCUCCCAAGCCCAAGAGGAACCCCAACACCAAGCUCACUGGCUCCUAUGAAGAGAUCAACGCUGCCGGCUUUAACCUCCUCCAGCUCCGCCCCACUGAUGUCAAACUGGCCCUGCUGUCCUGCACUGGAGGGCGAGGGGGUAUGGGGUGUCUGAGAGGGCUGAUACAGCGUGCAGCGUCUGUGGAUGGCCCACAGGGGGCGAAACUGAGCCUGCACCAUAACCAGGAUGAGGAGGAUGUGUACAUAGAGAUGGUGGGGGCUCAGGGCAGGAGUUACAGUCGGGGAGGGAGUUACCAGGACCCCCCCGACAGCCCCGAGCAGGGAGACACCGAGGCCGUCUACGAGGAAAUGAAAUACUUCCUGCCCGAGGAGGCGGGCCUUCCUGUGGGAGGGGCAGUUGCUGCGGCGAAGGCAGCUGGGAAGCUGGAGGCGUUAGGGUUGAUGUUAGGUGGGUUAGGGUUGGGAUUGUCUCCCUCUCAGAGUGGAGAGGGGAAGAGGGCAGGGCUGGGGGGUGUAUCUACUACCAUGGAGGCCCAAACAUCUGCCGCCGGAGGAAACAGCAAGCCCCCUCAUAGUAAAGAAGGAGGGUGUGACAUCCCUGCACCAUUCCCCAACCUGCUCACCCACCGCCCCCCUCUCCUGGUGUUCCCCCCCUCCCCUGUCACCUGUUCCCCUGCGUCUGACGAGUCGCCCCUCACCCCUCUGGAGGUGAAGAAGCUGCCUGUGUUUGAGUCCAACCUGAACUACGCCGGCCCAGACAGCCCCCUCUCACCUCAGUACUACCGCCAGCGCGCUGACUCCUCCCCCUCUCUUUCCAUCCUCCUCCCAGACAAGCCCAAUCCUCCCCUCACCCCUCCGCCUCCCCCUCCUCCCGCCAAUACCCUGCCCCCCCCCUAUCGCCCCCCCUCCCACUUUCCCUUCCCCCCAGAGUCCAGCAUACUCUCCCUUACCCGGGCUGCUUCUAUCACAGGUGGGGGUGGCUUGGACUCUCCCAAGCCCUCCUACGCCUCCUCCUCUCAUAGGGCUGCGGGGGACAAGCCCCCUCCCUACUCUCCGGCCAAGUCCACCCGCCCAGAGCCGCGCCGUGCCCACUCCUGCUCAUCCUCACCCCUGCUGUUCAACCCAGCCAACGGAAGACCUCUGACCAGCCCUCAGCCAGCCCUGGAUGAGCUCAACACCCUGUUCAGCUCUGGACGCAGCCUGCUCAAGAAGACCACUACAGGACGCAAGAUGAGGGAGGGAGGGUUCAACUCCAACAUCAACCUGCCAGGGAGAGAUGAGCACCCAGGCUCCACCCCCUCCUCCCCGUCUCCACAGCUACAGGACAAGAACGCCAACAACCACGCCCCCCACUCCCCAAGCCACACCCCCGUAGAGAAUGGCAACCGGCUGUCUAAUGGUUCAAUGGAAGAUGAGGGUCACAUCAAGUCAAACUCCUCCAGCUCAUCGUCUCUGCACAGACAUAUGGACAGACAUCACACCCAGAGGGGUCAUCUCAACUUCUCACCCUUCGGUGCAGGGGCUGCGCUCUAAGGCAAGGGGGCGCUGGGAGCACCCCUCACGUUUAGGGCCUAGGUGAUCCAACAUCUGCGUUGGUGUGGGGGAAACGCGGGUGCUGACCUGGGGGAGGGGCGGGCCGACUGGAGGACCCAACAGGACACCAACGGAACACUACGAAACCCGGAUACUACGCUGGUCUGGGCCAAUAGGAGGUCCUCUCCAUAGUGGGAGGAUGACCGACCGACCACCCCUCUCCUCUCCUCACACAUCCUCUCCUGUCUACACCCUGCCUCCUACCCCUCCCUCCUGCCCAGGUCUGCCACCCCAUUGGGCAAAGGACAGGUCCAUCAUAGAGUGAGACAAUGCAUAAGAUAAGACAAUCCAACCGACAAGAGCAUUUACAAAGAAAGGAGGGAGAAAUGGAAUAGCGUAGCAAUCACAAUCCACGUCCCUCCUUCCUCUCUCUCUCUGUCUCUGUCUCUCUCUCUAUCUCUCUCUCUGUCUCUCUCUCUGUCUCUCUCUCUCUCUCUGUCUCUCUCUGUCUCUCUGUCUGUCUCUCUCUCUCUCUCUCUCUCUCUCUCUCUCUCUCUCUCUCUCUCUCUCUCUCUCUCUCUCUCUCUCUCUCUGUCUCUCUCUCUCUCUCUCUCUCUCUCUCUCUGUCUCUCUCUCUCUCUCUCUCUCUCUCUCUCUCUCUCUCUCUCUCUCUCUCUCUCUCUCUCUGUCUCUCUCUCUCUCUCUCUCUCUCUCUCUCUCUCUCUCUCUCUCUCUCUCUCUCUCUCUCUCUCUCUCACUCUCUCAUCUGAUAGUAGGAGGGGGCUUGGCGUGACAGAGCAGGGAUUGCAGAAGUUCUGUGAACAGGGACUCUCCUCCAGCUCAGAACCCAGAGAGGGAGCCUCGUCAUUGGGCUAGAUCUGUGCCUAUGUGCAGAACAGAGCAUGUGUAUACCCCCCUGUACAUAUCCUCUGUUGAAUCUCACUGGUCUGGUGUUCAGAACAGUCAUCAUCUCUAGGACCAGGAAGUUUUUCAGAUCAUGUGAUCUGAGCAGGUAAAACUCCUGUCUAGUCCUCUGAACUCCUUCAGGUAUCAGCUACCACUUUAGCCUCGCACAUGCAACUAGGUGCUUCAGGUGCUUCUGUAACCAUGGCAACAAUAGAUCAGAGGUCAAGGAGACCCCCAGGUGCACUUCUUUCACCCCCUGCUAGCCACCAGCCUUCCACUUUAGCACAAAACUGUAUGGAAGAGCCACAACAAACACCAUACUGAGUGCAGAUAUGCACUGCCCCCACCGGCCCAGUGAUGGAUACUAAUCCCAGAAAACACGCUAAAAGUAUUACUGACGAGACAACACAAAAGCAAAGCUGUUUUGACAACGAUGGGGAUAGUAGCUGGUUCAUGUAGAAAGAACGCCAUUGGUUAGAUUGUAUCAAUGUUCUGUAAGGUUUUUACUGGCCUUAGUGCCAUAUAACAGGAGGCCAGUCAAACUCAGCUACAGAUAAUGUAUUUUACUGAUGAGUUAAUGUGUAAAGCACACAAACAGACUGAAUAGGGAACAGUGUAGAUGACCAACACACAACUAUCUCUGGCAGUCCCUCAAUGUACUUCUUAUCUAGAUUUAUUUUACAAACAUCUCAUAGAAAUAAACUGUAGUUUCUUCAUAUUAGUACUUUCUUCAUAUUAGUGUCCCAUUCGCACCUGAAUCGUUUGAUGUGUUACAUCUUAUGUAAAACAAUGUUAGGAGUCUACAAGUUUCUGUAGAAUUCAAGGCUGCAACUCAAGCACAACUGAGUUCUCAAGUAAAGCUACCCUCAACCUCCUCAUUCCCCCACCCUGUCUCCUCAUUACCCUCCCAACCUCAAAAAUAUCCCAUCACCGCCUCCAGGAUGCUGUAGGGGUUAGAGGGCGUUGCCAGGGUAACCUCCCUGUAAAUAAUGGCUGACGUUUAAUGUGGUUUUGACUAGAUGAGCUACAGCAUAUGUCAGAAUAGACUUUUCAUAGCAGGUUAGAAUAACGUACGCAGCAGGUAAGGAGAAUUAGGUUGUUAGGAAAAGGGUUAGAGUUAGCUAAAAUGCUGUAUCCAUCUAGCCAAUACCAUUUAAUGUCCAAAUGUUUUAUUUACUAUAGCAGAAGAGCACAGAAAUGGAAAGAUGGAAAGAGAAAAUUGUCUAUAUGGAAGAUAGUUUCAUGCAAUGACUGAGGCAAAGAGCAGAGGUUUAUUUUAUAAUGUGAAUACCUUUUUUUGCCAUAUGAUUGCCUAUUGAUAUGAAACUUCAUUAUGCUGUAUUUAUCUUGUGUGUUUGUUUGUUUCCCUGUGACUCCAUUGUAAAACUGUUCCAGUGGAGAAAGACUGAUGUUUCCAUCAUUUAUUUGUCUGAUUGUUGUUAGGAUGUUAAAUUGCACAAUAUUGAUGUGUGGAGUGGUGUCCACAUCAUAAAAAAGUAGCUAAAAAAUUGCCUUUAACCGCUGAUAUAGGAUCAAAUAUUUUCAACAUCCUCCUAAUGGUUAUGGUUAGGAUUGAGAGAAUGGUAUUCUGAUCCUAGAUCUGUGGUAAGGGGCACCUAACACUGGCCAUGGUAAAUUUGAUGGGUGUGGCUGUGCAAGCCAUUUGAUCAUAGAAGAUUGAUGUGACUGUAAAUCCCAGGAAGUAGCUCUGAUUGUUUUCUCAUGUACACUGAUCAUCCUCCAACACAUCUGAUUGAUCCUUUAAUAGGAAUUAGCAACGCCAUCACAAGCUCUAUCUUGGUUGUUGACCGCACCGUGUGUGUGUGUGUGUGUGUGUGUGUGUGUGUGUGUGUGUGUGUGUGUGUGUGUGUGUGUGUGUGUGUGUGUGUGUGUGUGUGUGUGUGUGUGUGUGUGUGUGUGUGUGUGUGUGUGUGUGUGUGUGUGUGUGUGUGUGUGUGUGUGUGUGUGUGUGUGUGUGUGUGUGUGUGUGUGUGUGAUAAGAAACACUCCAUUUUAAACAGUAAUGAAGCUAGACAACAUCAGACACAGAUUAGGAGUGCGCCACUUAACCAGACAUGGCCGUGCCUGACCUUUGGUGGGGCAGGUGCUCAAAGCAACCCCACACCCUCCACAAAGAUGAACCCUAACUCCACUUUUCUACUGCUCCUGUAGCCAAAUUCUAAUUUGAAUAUAAAAUAUAAAAUAAGCUGUGAUUUUCUGCAAAAGACGGCCCCAUCUCACACAUUGUAGGCUAAGAACGAUAGAACCAAAUAUGAAAAAGGGAUUUCAGUAGCUGUCUGCUAGAACCACUACUGGGGUGGUAACUUCUCACACAUUGUAGGCUAAGAACGAUAGAACCAAGUAUGAAAAAGGGAUUUCAGUAGCUGUCUGCUAGAACCACUACUGGGGUGGUAACUUCUCACACAUUGUAGGCUAAGAACGAUAGAACCAAAUAUGAAAAAGGGAUUUCAGUAGCUGUCUGCUAGAACCACUACUGGGUUGGUAACUUCUCACACAUUGUAGGCUAAGAACGAUAGAACCAAAUAUGAAAAAGGGAUUUCAGUAGCUGUCUGCUAGAACCACUACUGGGGUGGUAACUUCUCACACAUUGUAGGCUAAGAACGAUAGAACCAAAUAUGAAAAAGGGAUUUCAGUAGCUGUCUGCUAGAACCACUACUGGGGUGGUAACUUCUCACACAUUGUAGGCUAAGAACGAUAGAACCAAAUAUGAAAAAGGGAUUUCAGUAGCUGUCUGCUAGAACCACUACUGGGGUGGUAACUUCUCACACAUUGUAGGCUAAGAACGAUAGAACCAAAUAUGAAAAAGGGAUUUCAGUAGCUGUCUGCUAGAACCACUACUGGGGUGGGCUAUAUGAGCUGAUCAUCUCUAAUGUAGGCUAGAUUCAGCUAUAUAAUGUAGGCUAUGUUGUCAAAACAAGCGAACUAGUCUUUACUUGAUUUCAAGUUCUUCUACUGACAAACAGUCGAAUUGCAGUUGCCCCCUUUCCUAUCCCUGACCAUGAGACAACACAUGCUAGCAACUCCAAAGUAACCUACUGCCGAUAUUCAUUUGAAACUCCAUUCCUGGCACCUGUGGGUCGCUAGUUUGUGCAUGUGACAAAGAGUGGGGGAUGGGACUUUCAUCUUUCUUUUAAGAGUUUAUGAAAUGAUCUAGAUUGAUAGUCAAUUUGUUUCAUUUAAAGUUACAAGAGAGAAAAUAAACCAGAAUAAAUGAAUAAAAGUAAUUAGUUAUAAAAAAAAAUUGCCACUAAUCAAAAGGGCACUUUUUUCAUAGGAGGGCAAAAAGGCAGGUGCUCCAGGUCCACUAGGACUCUAUAUGGGUACGUCCCUGCAACCUUCUGAACACCCAAGCUCUGCAUUUCACUGACUGUGUGAAUUUAUGGAUGGUACUGACAGUUAACAUUAUGUUUCUGACUGACAUCACCAAGAGGUAAAACAUAUAGUGAAAACAAUAGUGGUCCUAAAAUGAAACCUUAAGGAACUACUAAAAUGUACAGUUGAUAUGUCAGAGGAAAAUCCAUCCAGAGAGACAAACUGAUAUAUAUUUCCAACAGAUAAGAUCUAAACCAGUCCAGAACUUGUCCGUGUAAACCAAUUUCCAAUCUCUCCAAAAUAAUGUGGUGAUCGAUGGUAUCAAAAGCAGCACUAAGGUCUAGGAGCAUAAGGACAGAUGCAGAGCCUCGGUCUCACACCAUUCAUAGGUUAUUUACCACCUUCACAAGUGCAGGUUCAGUGCUAUGAUGGGGUCUAAAACCAGACUGAAGCAUUUCGUAUACAUUGUUUGUCUUCAGGAAGGCAAAGAGUUCCUGUGCAACAGCUUUUUCAAAAAUAUGUUUGAGAGGAAUGGGAGAUUCGAUAUAGGCCGAUAGUUUUUUUUAUAUAUUCUGGGUCAAGGUUUUACUUUUCAAGAGAGGCUUUAUUACUGCCACUUUUAGUGAGUUUGCUACACAUCUGGUGGAUAAAGAGCCGUUUAUGUUCAACAUAGGAGGGCCAAGCACAGGAAGCAGCUCUUUCAGUUGUUUAGUUGGAAUAGGGUCCAGUAUGCAGCUUGAAGGUUUAGAGGCCAUGAUUAUUUUCAGCAAUGUGUAAAGAGAUAUAGUACUAGAACCUUGAGUGUCUCUCUUGAUCCUAGGUCCUGGCAGAGUUGUACAGACUCAGGACAACUGAGCUUUGGAGGAAUACGCAGAUUUAAAGAGGAGUCCAUAAUUUGCUUUCUAAUGACCAUGAUCGUUUCCUCAAAGAAGUUAAUGAAUUUAUCACUGCUGAAGUGAAAGCAAUCCUCUCUAGUUAGCUUUGCGACAGUAUCAAAAAUAGAUUUUGGAUUGUUCCUAUUUUCCUCAAUUAAGUUGGAAAAAGAGGAAGAUCGAGCAGCAGUGAGGGCUCUUCGAUAUUGCACGGUACUGUCUUUCCAAGCUAGUCGGAAGACUUCCAGUUUGGUGUGGCGCCAUUUCCGUUCCAAUUUUCAAGAAGCUUGAUUAAGAGGUCAGGUAUUUUCUGUAUACCAGGGAGCUAGUUUCUUAUGAGGAAUGUUUUUUGUUUUUAGGGUGCAACUGCAUCUAGAGUAUUGUGCAAGGUUAAAUUGAGUUCCUCAGUUAGGUGGUUAACUGAUUUUUGUACUCUGACGUCCUUGGGUAGGCAGAGGGAGUCUGGAAGGGCAUCUAGGAAUCUUUGGGUUGUCUGUGAAUUUAUAGCACAACUUUUGAUGAUCCUUGGUUGGGGUCUGAGCAGAUUAUUUGUUGCGAUUGCAAAUUGUAAUAAAAUGGUGGUCCGAUAGUCCAGGAUUAUGAGGAAAAACAUGAAGAUCCACAAUAUUUAUUAGGUCCAGCAUAUGACUGUGGCAGUGAGUAGGUCCGGAGACAUGUUGGACAAAACCCACUGAGUCGAUGAUGGCUCUGAAAGCCUUUUGGAGUGGGUCUGUGUACUUUUCCAUGUGAAUAUUAAAGUCACUCAAAAUGAGAAUAUUAUCUGCUAUGACUAUAAUGUCCGAUAGGAAUUCAGAGAACUCAGUGAGGAAUGCUGUAUAUGGCCCAGGAGGUCUGUAAACAGUAGCUAUAAAAAGUGAUUGAGUAGGCUGCAUAGAUUUCAUGACUAGAAGCUCAAAAGACGAAAACGUCUGCGGUUUUUUGUAAAUUGAAUUUUGCUAUCAUAAAUGUUAGCAACACCCCCGCCUUAGCGGGAUGUGCCGGGGAGUUGGUCACUAGUGUAACCAGGAGGUGAGGCCUCAUUUAACACAGUAAAUUCAUCAGGCUUAAGCCAUGUUUCAGUCAGACCAACCACAUCAAGAUUAUGAUCAGUGAUUAGUUAAUUGACUAUCAACCUUGGAAGUGAGGGAUCUAACAUUAAGUAGCCCUAUUUUGAGAUGUAAGGUAUCACAAUCUCUUUCAAUAAUGACAGGAAUGGAGGAGGUCUUUAUUCCAGUGAGAUUGCUAAGGCAAACAUUGCCAUGUUUAGUUUUGCCCAACCUAGGUCGAGGCACAGACACGGUCUCAAUGGGGAUAGCUGAGCUGACUACACUGACUGUGCUAGUGGCAGACUCCACUAAGCUGGCAGGCUGGCUAACAGCCUGCUGCCUGGCCUGCACCCUAUCUCAUUGUGGAGCUAGGGGAGUUAGAGCCCUGUCUAUGUUCGUAGAUAAGAUGAGAGCACACCUCCAGCUAGGAUGGAGUCCGUCACUCCUCAACAGGCCAGGCUAUCUUUUGGGAGGUGCAGAAAACAGUUUUCAACCAGCGAUUGAGUUGUGAGACCCUCAUCACUCCCCCCUAACUGGGAUAACUGGGUGGGUGCCAGAGACAGUUACUCGAUGCCGACAUCUUUCUAGCUGAUUUACACGCUGAAGCUGUGUUGCGCUUGGUGACGACGUGCCGACGUGGAUACCAAUAUCCCUAUACUCUCUACACUCGCCAGUUUUAGCUUAAGCCAGCACCAUCUUCAGAUUAGCCUUAAUUUUGGUAGCCCUGCCCCCUGGUAAACAGUGUAUGAUCGCUGGAUGACUCGUUUUAAGUCUAGUACUGUGGGUAAUGGAGUCGCCAAUGACUAGGGUUUUCAAUUUGUCAGAGCUAAUGGUGGCAGGCUUCGGCAUCUCAGACCCCGUAACGGGAGGAGUAGAGACCGGAGAAGGCUUGGCCUCUGACUCUGACUCGCUGCUUAAUGGGGAGAACCGGUUGAGCAUUCCUACAGCGUUUCCUUCCAGAAGCCAUGAGAAAGUUCUCUGGAUGCGGGGACCGUGCCAGGGGAUUUAUACUACUAUCUGUACUUACUGGUGACUGAGACGCUGUUUCAUCCUUUCCUACACUGAAAUUACCCUUGCCUAACGAUUACGUCUGAAGCUGGUCUUGUUCUCCUGUAUAUUAGUACAGCAACUGCAAUUAGAAGGCAUCAUGUUACUGUUACUACUUUGCUUCGGCUGGUGGAGGUCCUGACAAACCACGUCCAGAUAAAGCGUCCAGAGUGAAAAAGUUUAAUGAAAAAAGUUGAGCGAGGGAAAAACUAAAAAUAUAAAUGGUAAUUUAAAAGUAAAAACCGUAAAGUUGGCAGGUAGCAAAGUAUGGUUGGCAACAAAAUGCACAGCAACACGUAAACAAGUCUACAAGUUGUGACCAGAAAUGACAAAAAAAAACUGUGUUCUACAUGUAUAUCUGACUAUCGGACAGAGUUUACACACACCUAUUACAUUGAGACAGUCCCAGUCAAUAGCAGUAUGAAUCAAUAUUUAUUUUGGGUGUAGGAAGGUGUAGCACUCUUACUUCGAUGUGCUGAAGUCCACCACUAAACAGGGUUCCUCAUGUGUUUAUUAAUCCCAAACCACUAUGAAUUGUAAAGGCUGGUUUAAACUUGGUCUUGAGACAUGUCUGUAGACAAUUAGAAUGUGACAAGUGUUGCUGGUCAAAACAACAUUUCAUUUAUACUCAGGUGGAAUGCCUGUAGACUGUUGGUUCCCUUUUCGGGGACAGAUGAAGCAUGUUCAACUUUGACCCCGUCCAGCGUCUGUUGACAUGUUUACCUCGCUGAGACAGCAACGAAACAGUGCACAAGUUCAACAAUUCUCUGGUAGAAUGCCCUGCUUUUAUUUCGUCAAGCUCAAAACAUUAAGCUGUUUUCUGUAAUUAGCUCGUAAAUAAUUGUAAAUAAUGGUCUUGUUGAUUUUAUUUUCCUGUAAUAAUGAAUAAGAAAUGUGCUGCAGUUAAGAUGUUGUCAGCUAUGAUCUGGUCAUUAUUUAAAUAAGAUAGAAACUAACCAAAACAUUGUUUAGACAGCGUUUAAUUGCCUGGCUUGUCAGAUUAACGUGUACUAAAUGGAUGAGUGCUUCUACAUCUGCACUGCUUGCUGUUUGGGGUUUUAGGCUGGGUUUCUGUACAGCUCUGUGACAUUGGCUGAUGUAACAAGGGCUUUAUAAAUACAUUUGAUUGAUAAGUGUUAAAAUACAGCAGCUAUGCUUUUUGGAGCAUCGGGCUGUGGUGUCAUGCAGCCUGUCUUUUUUGAGUUUAUUCUUUUUCAUAACGACAACGACAAGUUUGAUGUCGGAUGACAAUAGAAUGUUCAUUACGUCACUGGGACUGUCUGCAGACAUGUCGAUAGACCAACUGUAAACCAGCCUUAAAGUGAUGAAAACAUGAAGAGGAUGGAGAAGUAUGGCUACUGUUGUAAGGCAUUUUAGACAGGAUAAGAGUGCUAUGUCUCCUUGCAUGAUCUGACCACUCAUCAUUGCCCUCCGGUGCUCGGGAGUUAACGCUUUACAAUGUGAAUAUCCUUUUAAGCUUUACACUGUGAACCACUGCACACAAUUUCACACUGCCAUUUCACACUGCCAUUUCACACUGCCAAUUCAGAUGUCAAUUCAGAUGUCAUUUCAGAUGUCAAUUCCGACUGCCAUUUCACACUGCCAAUUCAGAUGCCAAUACAGAUGUCAUUUCAGAUGUCAAUUCCGACUGCCAUUUCACUCUGCCAUUUCUUCAAUGUGCUUGUCACCUGUCGAUGUUUCCCCUUCCACAGCAACCUAAAAUACAGUACAAGCUACACACGUAUAUCCCCCUACACACACACACACACACACACACACACACACACACACACACACACACACACACACACACACACACACACACACACACACACACACACACACACACACACACACACACACACACACACACACACAUACACCAUAUCCUCAAUGUGUGUCAUAUCCUCAAUGUCUGCCAUUUUUCAUUCAUAGUCAGAUAUCCCUUUAUCAUAAUGUUCCUAGAUCAGAUGUCUGGUGCUACAACCAGAGCAGAAUGGGCAUUGUGCUGUUCACAGUCCAUGUACUGUAUUCCAAUGACACUGUAUAUUUUAGUACAUGGGCAUAUCACUGCCUUGUUGUAAUGGUUGUUGUUGUUUUCCUGUCUCUUCCCCCUCUUUUUGGAAAUUACAUACAGUAUGUUUUACCUGCACACAUUGUGUGUAAAAAAGAACAAAAUAUGAUAUAUGUGUUGUAUCAUACUUUUUUUCAUAAAUACCUGUACAGCAAUAAAGCACAAUUGUGUCCAUUCCCUUG
Molecule: messenger RNA, 15511 nt
Organism: Oncorhynchus keta (chum salmon)
Lineage: Eukaryota; Metazoa; Chordata; Actinopteri; Salmoniformes; Salmonidae
Product: unconventional myosin-XVI-like
Exons: 36
Coding region: 271-6051 (1926 amino acids)
Biological process (GO): phosphatidylinositol 3-kinase/protein kinase B signal transduction; neuron projection morphogenesis; negative regulation of G1/S transition of mitotic cell cycle
Cellular component (GO): myosin complex; nucleoplasm; perinuclear region of cytoplasm
Molecular function (GO): actin filament binding; protein phosphatase binding; ATP binding
Source: RefSeq, a predicted model, not a curated record